Durusdinium trenchii is the source of this 747-nucleotide messenger RNA. The record is from the annotation of a GenBank genome assembly. NCBI's taxonomy places the organism in Eukaryota, Dinophyceae, Suessiales, Symbiodiniaceae.
AACUUGUGCGCGACACAUCCAGCUACCUCUUGCUCUGCUCAAUGUCCUUCCGUGUAUUCGUGCGGUGGGGUGGCCGAGAAAUUCACGAGGAAAUCGACAGUGCCAGACCUGCUUCGGCGACGAAUGUCUUGGACCUCAUAAGGAAAACAUGGGGUCUUCCCUCAAGCUUCUUCACAUUGAAGUGGGGCGACGGCGAUGGCACAAUUCUCUGUGGGUCAGAGUUAUUGCGUGAAUUAAGCAACGGCAACUUUGGAGCAUUUUUUGCGCUCUCUCCCUCUCGCUUCCCUUGCUGCGUUUGGACUCAGCGUCGCAGUGGUCCGAACAGCUACAGUAUCAUGCGCUGGUGCAAAUACUAGCAGCGCAUGUGACCAGUCAUGCGAGCGCGAGCAACCACUGAAAUUCACUGUAGAACCCGAGAUCUCGGUGAUGGAAAACUUUGUGAAGGCACUGCACAGUGAUUUGGCGGCGGGAGCAGACGCUCCAGUGGACCUUGAAGAAAGGCUCAAAGUAGUUGAUGCCAUCAAAGAUUGUGGGGAAAAUCUGCGAUGCGCCGAGUUGAUGACUGAAAUGGAAGCCCUACGGCCGUAAUUCUGCGCGACUGCGUGUCGAGCGGAUUUCUUUUCGACUUGCUUUUUUUCUUGGCCGCCUAGAGGCCGAGUGCCUCCGAGGCGACUUGCGACUGUUCCAAUUACUGUCAUGACUCAUGACUGCAAGGAGACGGUUAAUGAUGAGUGAAUUAUCCUGGAA